GUGUUCUAGAUUCUUGCCCGCAAACCGAUGAACCCGUUCCUUGUAUUUCUUCGCGAUUUUAUUGUGUAUUUGUUCAUUUGUGUUUCUGCGCCAAUUCUUUUCGUCAUGUCGAAGCAGGCUUUCUGUCAGGGGUGCUCGCGCUACUAUGAUGGAUACAGCCAACAUGAGCACAUUCAAAAGGCCCCCACGGCCCCGCCAACGGAGUUCGUAUACGAACGACUUCCAGAUAAACGACGAUCGAUGCGACUCUUGAAUCUUUUUUCCAGCAGUCCCGAGAAUCCACAAAUCGAAUGCAAGUUGGUGGUUGUUGAUAUCGAUCCAAAGAAGUUGACGAGGGGUUCACUCGGGAAGGAGUACGAGGCUCUAUCUUGGUGUUGGGGGACCGUACAACCGACGUCGUAUAUUAAUAUUCGGAAGAAUGGGCGCAUUUAUUCGAAGAAGGUGCAGCCGGAUUUGCUUGCUGCUCUGAAAGCUCUGCGGCAUCCGCAAGAAGAUCGGUAUCUCUGGAUUGAUGCGAUUUGUAUAAAUCAGGCGGAUAUCGGCGAGAGGAACCACCAGGUCGAAAUGAUGUCGACGAUUUAUGGCCAAGCUAAGAGGGUUUGUGUUUGGCUUGGAGAAGGCGAUGCAACUAGCGCCAUGGCCUUCAAAUUUAUUCAAAAAGAAGUUCUUCAACUUCAAAACUUCGACGAGCUGUGUGACAGCAAGGAGGCAAGCAAGAAGUGGGGAGCUCUCUUGGACCUUAUGCAGCGCCGAUGGUUCUCUCGGAGAUGGGUGGUGCAGGAAAUCGCACUGGCUCGAGAGGCAGUGAUUUACUGCGGUGCGGACAAGAUUCCUUGGAAAGACUUCGCAGUGGCGGUUGAGCUUUUCGUCGAAGUUGAGACAGCAACACAUCGACUCUCCGAAGUCAUGAAAAAGGAUCCCCAGUUCUAUCACGUACCGGGAUGGUUUGAAUACGUCUCCGCCCUGGGUGCGAGUCUUCUCGUCGAAGCAACCGGCAAACUGUUCCGUGACACGAAGUCCAUAGCAGCGGCAGAGUCCGACCGAAAGGGUGAUAAAGACCGUUUGGUUGCCGAGAGAGCAGGCAGACAGCCCCUUUUGAGCCUGGAGUAUCUGGUCUCGAGCUUAUCCAUUUUUGAUGUCUCCGUUGAGCACGACACCAUCUACGCUCUCCUCGCCAUCGCCAAAGACACCACACCCUCAGCCAGCGAUUCCGAACUAACACCAGAGCCCGCUCUCGUACCAACACCUAUUCGAAAGCCCUACCACAAGAGCUCCGAGCUCUUCCUCGACCGUACAAAAUCCGUACUCGAAGACUUCACACAGCGAAAACGGUACACCGUGGCCUACGAAUCGCCAUAUGUUGAUGUUUGCAAGACUUUUAUCCAAUUCUGUAUAUUGCAAUCAGACCCCACACGUGCCCUGGAUAUCAUUUGUCGUCCUUGGGCAGCAGAAGAUAAGAAGAGUUCACACGAAAAGCAUGCCUUCUACGAGAACAGUCGCCGUCAAAUGCCACAAGAAAUCGACAUGACACUCCCCACUUGGGUUCCCACUCUCAGUGGUGCACCGUAUGCCAUGUACGCGCAUGCUGGCGUGCAUACACUCAAGAUGGGAAGGAAAAACGCAGAUACACUCGUUGGUCUCCCGACAGCACUACAGCGGAACUAUAACGCCGCCGAAACACGUGGGAUUGAUAGGAAAACCUUACGGUUCAAGAAACGGUUGGACGGAAGCAUGCAUUUCAGCAUGUACGUGAAAGGCUUCGUGCUCGACACAGUCGAACAAGUCUACCCAGCCUCUCAGGGCGGUGCCAUUCCGCAAGAAUGGAUAGAUGCCGUUGAAUGGCGAGAUGUCGACAAGAGCGAUCCUCCUGACGAGUUCUGGCGUACUUUGGUAGCAGAUCGCGGACGCGAUGGGCGGAAUCCCCCUGUCUAUUACUCAAGAGCGUGUAAAGAGUCGUUCCUGAAAGGAGGACUGCCAAGCGGGAGCGUCAGCACGAGCGAUCUUAUCAACAACGAGCGGUGCUCGGUCGUGGCCCAGUUUUGCCGCAGGGUGCAGGCCGUGAUUUGGAACCGGUGUCUGAUCAAGACGAAGAGUACUAAGACAGAGAGUGACAAUAUCGGCCUAGCCUCCAAGAAUGUUCAAAAAGGAGACUUCGUCUGUAUCCUAUACGGCUGCAGUGUACCCGUCAUCCUGCGCCGCUGCGAGAAGAAGAAAACAGCCAACCAGCUGGCCAAAGAGCGAAAGGAGGACUUCGUCAAUACUGUGACGGAUCUGCAGAGGCGAUGGAAGCGGAAGUUCGAGAGGGAUCGCAGGUGGAGAAUGGCGAGGACCAAAAGGCUGCUAAUGAAGCUGUUGCGGAAGAAGGGCACGAGUAUGGAUUCCUCGGAUCCUACAAUCUUGUGGUAUAUUACGAGGAAGUAUGGGAUGAGGUGGAGAAGAAUUGUGAAGUCGAGGAGUCUGGCGAGGAGGGAGACGCGGGGAUUGUUGGAAGGUGGUACUCCAGGGACGAGCGAUGGCCAUUCCGAUGGUUCUGGGCCGUUGGGUGAAAGUCAAGACUCCAUCGAACUCCAUCACGAAGAGCAUGGCGAAGAUGGCCGAAGAACACCCCCGCCUGUUGGCCCUCCGCAGCUUCCACAGACACCCCGCUCUGUGCCACUGCCGCAAACGCCAGGCACCUCGCCCUACACAAACGAAGGCGAGAGGAAGAGGCUAGAAAGAGAAGAGGUUGCAAAGGCAUGGGAUCAGGGUUUCAAGGCUUGGUUGAAGAAGGUUCCCGAAGAUGAGGAUGAUGAGCGGUGGUAUUAUUACCAGUUUUUGGGAGAGGCAUACGUGCAUGGCAUGAUGGAUGGAGAGGCGAUGGAGUAUCAGAAUACCCAAGAGAUUAAGACCAGUCUUUUUGAGCUGCGGUAGGGCGUCUUAAGGUGGGGGAUGGAGGGGAACUGUACAUGCAUGGUUCGGGCGUUGUAGGAGUGUUAAUGUGGAGUUUUAAAAGCAGUCGUAAUGAUACCGUGCCCUUGGCUAUUGAUCUAUCUACUUGC
Messenger RNA from Hyaloscypha bicolor E, 3038 nucleotides. RefSeq names its product HET-domain-containing protein. The coding region runs from base 28 to 2910 and encodes 960 amino acids. The record is from RefSeq and is a predicted model, not a curated record. The transcript has 3 exons. NCBI's taxonomy places the organism in Eukaryota, Fungi, Ascomycota, Leotiomycetes, Helotiales, Hyaloscyphaceae.